AUGGACGCAGCCCUCCAACUAGGAAAGAAACUGGACACGCUCCGCGCGAAGCAAAAGGAGUGCUGGUGCGAGCCGAGGCUGCGCAGGCUGAUCGACUCUUCUCGCAGCUGCAACCGCGCCUACAUUGAACGCAACGCGGUCCGCAUUACUGUAGCCCUCAGCUCGUACAGCAAAAUGCCCAUCGGCCACGACGAUGCUUUGGACUAUGCCCUUCAGCCCGGAAUUGGAGACAGCGCAGAAGAACAGGAGCUGAUUCUCUAUUGCAACCCCAUGGACAUCAGUCAUGGUCCCACUUCGCCUCUGGCAGACAUCCCCGAGGUCAAGGAACCCGAGGCCCCGAGUACCAGUACCGCUUUCCUGAUUGGAAGGGUGCUAUCACGCGUGCGUGGUAAGCCCCGAGAUAAAUGGGCUGAUACGAAGACGACCCUUCGCCUGAUGCUAGGGAAACCCGGAGAGCGUUGCAGCUUUUGCAUUGUUGGGGAGGGUCCCGAGAAGGACACAAUUACACUGUCUCCGUCGGUGGAGAGCAUUGCCGCUCUGGUGGCAGAUUCCUAUAUUAGUGGAAAGACCUCGACCGUUUUGCGCGUGCUUCGUUCGGCGCCUUUGUGA
Trematosphaeria pertusa is the source of this 609-nucleotide messenger RNA. RefSeq lists its product as uncharacterized. NCBI's taxonomy places the organism in Eukaryota, Fungi, Ascomycota, Dothideomycetes, Pleosporales, Trematosphaeriaceae. The record is from RefSeq and is a predicted model, not a curated record. Bases 1 to 609 code for a protein of 202 amino acids. The transcript has a single exon.